Raphanus sativus (radish) is the source of this 1622-nucleotide messenger RNA. Its product is annotated as heat stress transcription factor A-1b. The coding region runs from base 148 to 1449 and encodes 433 amino acids. Gene Ontology annotation, molecular function: DNA-binding transcription factor activity; RNA polymerase II cis-regulatory region sequence-specific DNA binding. The transcript is spliced from 2 exons. Gene Ontology annotation, cellular component: nucleus. The record is from RefSeq and is a predicted model, not a curated record. Lineage: Eukaryota; Viridiplantae; Streptophyta; Magnoliopsida; Brassicales; Brassicaceae. Gene Ontology annotation, biological process: regulation of transcription by RNA polymerase II.
GAGAAGUCUUUCUCUCUCCCUCAGGUUGAAAAAUCAAAGGUUUGAGUCUUUGAGAGAGUCUCUCUGUAUAAUAACUUUCGAGAUCAAUCUCUCAACCAACCAAUCCAUCCAUCACCUGCUUUAGUGACUAGCUCUUACUUUUACUUUAUGGAACCGGUUCAAUCCGCACCGCCUGCGAACUCAAACUCGCCGUCUAUACCGCCGCCGGUGAACUCGGUGCCACCUUUUCUGAGCAAAACCUACGACAUGGUUGAUGAUCCUUCGACCAACGAGGUCGUGUCUUGGAGCAGCGGGAACAACAGCUUCGUCGUCUGGAACGUGCCUGAGUUCUCCAAAGUGCUAUUGCCUAAGCAUUUCAAGCACAACAAUUUCUCCAGCUUCGUUAGGCAGUUAAAUACAUAUGGAUUUAGAAAAGUUGAUCCAGAUCAAUGGGAGUUUGCAAACGAAGGAUUUUUAAGAGACCAGAAACAACUACUAAAAAGUAUUGUAAGGAAAAGACCUUCACAUGUACAGCAGAAUCAGCAACAGACUCAAGUUCAGAACUCACCUGUUGGCGCUUGUGUGGAGGUGGGGAAGUUUGGAAUAGAAGAAGAAGUGGAAAGACUAAAGCGUGACAAGAACGUUCUUAUGCAAGAGCUUGUGAGGUUGAGGCAGCAGCAACAAGCUACCGAACACCAACUGCAGAAUGUGGGUCAGAAAGUUCAGGUGAUGGAGCAAAGGCAACAGCAAACCAUGUCGUUUCUAGCAAAGGCGGUUCAGAGUCCAGGCUUCUUAAACCAGCUGGUGCAACAGAACAACAAUAAUGAUGGCAACAAACAUAUUCAGGGAAGCAACAAAAAGAGGAGACUUCCUGGAGAUGAUGAACAGGAGAAUUGUAAAGGGCAUGAUGAUGAGGCUAAUGGUCUUAACCGUCAGAUUGUUAAAUACGAAGCAGCACAAACUAUGCUUCGGCAGAUCUUAAACAGGAGUAGUAGCUCGCCUCGGUGUGAAUCAGUUUCAAACCGUCCUGAAAGUUUCCUGUUGGAUGAUACUCCCACUACUAACUCUCUGAACUCCGCAGAUAGAGUUUCUGGUCCAAGUCCAAGCCAAGGAGUAGCAGCAGCUGCAGCUUCUUGGAGCCCUGAAUCUGAUUUAGUUGGGUUCGGGACAGGUGAUGGAGUGUGUUUCGAUCCAAUAAUGGCUGCUUUAGGUGGGUCGCUGGAAAUAGAAAGCGAUGAGAUAUCUCCUGUAGGUGAGGGAGAGGUGACUGAGUUACAGAACGAGGCCCCUAAGCUGCCAGGAGUCCAAGAUUCAUUCUGGGAACAGUUCUUUGCUGACGAAACCCCAUUGAUCGAAGACGACAUUCUUUCAGGAGCUGUGGAGAAUAGUGACAUAGUAAUGGAGCAACAAGAAAUGAACCAUCUUACCGAACAAAUGGAACUUCUUUCUUCAGCAACACAGAGGAAAUGAAGGUAGGAACAUGGGAAAAAUAUCUGCAUUGCUGAUGUUCUGUCUUGAGAGUUAUCAUUUGUUUCUCAUAGAUGUAGAUCUUCAGGGGAUAUGAAACGAAGGAGGAGAUGUAAAUAUAAAAAAAAAAUCCCAUUUUACCAUUAUGCUUGUGAAUGAUCAAAUCUUUGAGUAGA